Achroia grisella is the source of this 2100-nucleotide messenger RNA. RefSeq lists its product as uncharacterized. Lineage: Eukaryota; Metazoa; Arthropoda; Insecta; Lepidoptera; Pyralidae. The record is from RefSeq and is a predicted model, not a curated record. Bases 1 to 2100 code for a protein of 699 amino acids. The transcript has 4 exons.
AUGAAAAGAGCAAUUGGAAAUCCUCUGACACAACUGCUACCACUAUUAUCAGGAAAUUGUAACCAAAAUAGCUUUAUACAGCCUACUUCGUCUCCAGCAUCAAGUAUACCUUUUCUACCUCAAGCUGCAAGCUACAAUGGACCUUAUUCACAACAGCUACCAGGUUAUAAUGUACCCAAUUUACCACAGGCGGCAAAUAAUAACAAUCUACUGCAACUUCUGAAUCAAAAUCAAAUGUCUCCAGAUAAAUGUUUUUGUAAUAAAUUACCACAAAAUCCGAUAGUUGGUGGUAUAAAAGACAAUGCAAUUAAUCAACUUUACGCUAAUAAAAUAAUGACAAAUCCAAUGUUCCAACGUAUUUUAGGACCAAAUGCAAAACCUAAUCAAAAUGGAGUUGAUUCUUUAACAGAGUCUAUUAAUGUACCUAAUAAUGAUGUAGUACCUAAUAUUAUAAACAAUUAUUAUAUCUUACCUCCGGAAUAUUUGGAAGCAAUUGAACAAGAUUUGAAGAAGAACCUUAGAAGUUCAAAACGAUAUCAAAGGGAAGAAAAUACGAAACAUACAAGUGGAAGAAUAAUAAGUUCGGUAAAUAAUAACAGGAAACCGUCUGAGAGUAACAGAUCAAAAAAGAAAAUUACAAACACACGACAUCACGAUAACCCAUUAGAAAUAAAGCCUAAACACAAAAAUAGAGACAAUGGCCAGAAAGAAAGAGGCGGCACUCGGAAAUCUGGAAGAAAAGAGAAAAAUGAACAUAUAGAAAAUAAGAGAAGUAAGGCAACAAACGACACAGAUAUUAAUGAAUAUUUUGAAAAAAAUAUAAAUAAAACAAAUCCUAUUAAAAAGAAUAAUGAAUUAUCAAAUGAAACCAAUAAUACCAAAAAUAAUAAAGGAGAUAAUGAUCUAAAAAGUAAUUUCAGUAAAAAUAGAGAUGAAUCUAUAAUUAAAGAUAUCCAUAGAAAAUUUCCUGGUAUUCCAGAAGAAGUAAUCAGAAAAUUAAUAUCAUAUUUGAGACGUCAAUAUCAAAAUCAACAGCUGGGUAUACAAGAUUCUUCAAAAAAUACCAGGUUCUAUAAAACUAAUAAGAAAAACAAUAACAAGGAUGAAAACAGAAGUAAAUCACAAAACUCUAAUGGAAAAAAUAAGGAACAUAUAAAAGACAAAAAUAAAAUAAAUACUACUAUGCCUAAUAGCGAAAUAUCUGAUCCAGGUUAUACUACUACAGAUGUAAAUUUAUUACAAUCAUCAAUAUCAACAACAACGGAACGAAUUACAAAGUUUGAUAAUACUGGUAAAAUUACGAAUAUCACAAACAAAAAGACGACUAGUACUAAUAUGACAGAUUUAUUUCCAAAAAAUAAAUUGAUAGAUGUAUUAGUGACUACACAAAUACCAAACGUACAUAAAACUUUACAACCAGUUUUAAUCGAGACCACUACUGCUUACAAUUUAGAACCUAAAAUUCCAAAUCUAGGUGAAGAAGAUACGAUCAAUGAAAUAGAAAAUUUUGUGGAUGAUUAUUAUCCAAAUUUUAUUGCUGACAAUAAGUAUAUAGAAAGCAAUGAAGACAAUUUUAGAAAUAAUAUGGAUAAUAAAUUUCUUGUUACACAUAACACUGAAACAUCUACAGCCAUAGCUGAACGUGACGAAAAUAUAACUAAUCCAAUAACUGAAAUUAGUAUAGAUUUUAAUGAUUACACAGAAAAUACUAUUUUUCAAACACCACCUGUUUUGGAAAACCCUAACUUCGAAACGAAACCAGUAGAUAGAUCUACAAAAAUAGAUGAUCAACAUUAUUACGAGCAUGAAUUCAAAAAAGACAACGAUGAAGUUAUACGAAUUUAUUUAGGAAAUCCAAAUGACAAGCUCUCAUCUUAUUCUGAUACAAAAUCGAGUAAAUACAACGAUUCGAAAUAUGUGAAAGUUUCUACUAAAAAACCUACAAAUAUAGAAACUGUAUUUGCUAAGUCGAAGGUUGUAAAAUACGGCCAAAAUGAAGAUCAUUACGAGGAAGAGACUACAACUGUAAAAUAUAAUUUACCGCUGAUCAAUAGACCUGUACUUGUGUUUGCGAAAUCAAUACCAUCUGGAGAUGUUUAA